Molecule: messenger RNA, 4830 nt
Organism: Eimeria maxima
Lineage: Eukaryota; Apicomplexa; Conoidasida; Eucoccidiorida; Eimeriidae
Exons: 10
Coding region: 1-4830 (1609 amino acids)
Molecular function (GO): zinc ion binding; oxidoreductase activity
Source: RefSeq, a predicted model, not a curated record
AUGGCCUUGCAACAGCAGCAGCAGGGAGCCCAGCAGCAGCCGCUGUUGACAAUGGGGCUUCAACAGGGGCAGCAACAGCAACAACAGCAACAGCAGCCCCAAGCUGGGGGAACGACAGCUCCUACAGCACAGGCUGCUGCUGCUCAGCAGCCUCGCCUGCAGUUCCCACAGAAUCAGUUACCUGCCAACCUGCACGUGCAGCAGCAACUGCUGCGGAUGCAGCAGCAGCAGCAGGGUAUCACGGCGAAGCUUCAGGGUGCGACUGGUGCAUCUGGAGUUCAGCAGCGGCUCUUGCACCUGGAGCAGCAGGAGCAGUUCUUACAACAACAACAGCAGCAAGAACCUGAGAAGGUUCAUUGGGUCCAGUGUGACCGCUGCGACAAAUGGCGCGUCGCUCCUUACGAAAUAACACUGCCAAGUUGGGUGUGUGAGCAAAACACUUGGGACCGUCGCUACGCUUCCUGCAGUGUCCCGGAGCAGCCAGACCCGGCCGCGCAGAUGCAGCAGCAGCAGCCUACACGGCAGCAGCAACAACUGCUUCAGCAGCAGCAACUACAGCAGCAGCAGCUGUUGCAGCAACAACGUCUCGGUGGUGGUGCUGCUCCUAGACCCAAGGCGAAGGCGAAGGCAAAGUCCAGGGCGACGUCAAAGGGAACGGCGGCGGUGCAGCGGCCAGUUCAAAGUGGCAAUUGCUCAGGAGAUGCAAACCUCCUACAACAACAACUGGGACAGCAACAGCAAAGGGGUGGUCCAGGUGCCGCAAGCAACCUUCCUGCCCUACAGCAGCAGUUGUUACAGCAGCAACUUCAGCACCAGAUGCAGCAGGCGCAACAGCAGCAACUUCUACAGCAGCUACAGCAGCAACAGCACCAAUUGCUGCAGCAGCUGCAGCAGCAACCGCCGGUGGUGUACGACAAUUGGGUACAAUGCGACGCGUGCAACAAGUGGAGACGAGCCCCUAAUCCGAUCACCAGCGACAAGUGGUUUUGCCGAAUGAACACUUGGGCUCCCCAGUUUGCUUCGUGCGAAGCUCCUGAGGAACCUGAUCCUGCACAGCAGGAUCAGCAACAGCAGCAGCAGAGUCAACAGCGGCUCCUGGAAGCAGCAGCGGCACUCCAGAGGCAGCAGCAGCAGCUCCAACAGAGCGCAGCAAAAAGACAGCGCACUACGACUGUUUCUAGGGUUCCAGAAGCAACAAAACCUGACCCGAAGGCUGAUCCACCAACGCAGUUGCUUCGACAGCAGCAGCUGGUUGCUGCUGCUGCUGCAUCUGGGCAACGCAGUGCCACGCCCGGUGCACAACAGCAGCUGCAACUGCAGCAACAACUGCAGCAAGCAAAGCUCCCGCAAGGCCAACAGCAGCAACACCCAGGGGCAUCGACUUCUGCUGGAGCUGGGGGCCAGUUGCAGCAGCUACAGUUGCUACAGCAGCAGCAGUUGCAAUUGCUGCAGCAGCAGCAGGUUCGGCUGCUCGACGUUGCCCGCAGGGCCACGCCCAAUACGGCUGCUGGCGCUCCGGGGGCGGCCGUAGCAGCGGCUUCCACCGCAGGUGGAGCGGCUGCCGGCACUGCAGAACGGCGUGAAGGAGUGCCAGAGACAACUGCGGCAUCAACAGCAGAGCGAGGUGGCAAGUGGCUGGAGUGUCGUUCGUGCAAAAAGUGGCGCCGACUACCCCCAGAGGUGGAUGCUGAGGCCCUUCGCCCCAAGUUCUAUUGUUAUUUGAACGUGUGGGACUUGCAGCGAAAUACUUGCGCAUCACCACAGGAGCCCUGGCAACAGUUACAGCAGCAUCAGGAGAUACAGGGGAAAGCUCCAGCAGCAGCGAAUGCUGCUUCUGCGGCUCCGCUGCAGAAGGUUGCUCACCAACCCGCGACGCCGGAUGCCAACAGACAGGGCAAGGCGGACAACGUAACAGCAACGCCGGCGCAGCAACAGCAGCUUCCCAGAACGGGGGGACAGCUACAGGGAGAGACAGGCGGAGCUGCGUCUCUUCAUCAGCAGCUGCAGGAGCAGCAGCUGCUCCUCCUCCGUAUGCAACAACAGCAACAGCGUGCUGCUGCCUCGUCCGGUGUCCCGGGGAGUAGUACAACAAAACCCGGGUCAGGAGCCUCCGGACAAGCAGCUGGGACGGAAGAUGAUGAUGAAGAGGGAGAAGACGACAUCGAGGGAGAAGGCGAUGACGAUGAAGACAGCGAGGACACUGGUGACUCGUCUGACUCUGAAUCGGACAGAGGCGGUGGCGGAGGCCCAGGCGGUGGCGCAGGCACUGGUGGUCCUUCCGCCGGGGGUGCGAGCGGGACAGGUGCGGGGGCCGGGGAAGGGGCAGGCCGCACCCCGCCCCCCCCUACACAGGGGCCCCCAGGAACAGGCAGCUUCGGUGCGAAUGCUGCGGGGAGUGGUGGAGUUGCAGCGGGAGACGAGUUUGUGGCAGUCGACACUAAGGUGGAGGAUUCCAACAGUAACGGGAACGAACGUUCAGCCAGUGGUCGUCCGGCCCGUUUCUUCGACGUGCUGAUUGUAGGCGGAGGUGUUGCGGGCUUGGCAGGGGCCCUUCACUGCCAGAGGGCAGGGGUGGAUUACCAGUUGAUAGAGGCGAGAGGUCGUUUGGGUGGGCGCGUGUGGUCGGUCACGCUUCCAGCGUCUCCGGAGGAGCAGGAGCAGCUGCAGCAGAGGAGAAUUGACCGGAAAGAAUCUGGUAAAAAGGGAAAAUCAGGGAAGGAUGGCAGUGUCUGCGUGGAUGGAGGGGCAAGCUACAUGCAUGGGCUGACGGGGAACGAGAAUGACGUCAGGUUGAAACCCCGUAGAAGGGGUUGUAGCGUGUAUCAUCUUGCUGCUGCUUCUCCAGAGUGUCGCGUUGCAGUAGUUCCUGGAGAGACUGGAUGGGAAAAUCCGUAUUAUUUCGAUUGGCUAACGGGGGGGAGGCGUUUUUCCAUGUUAGUGGUGUCGCUUGCUCAUGCUCUUUUUUCGCGUCUGGCCACGCCUGUGUCGUUGACUGCGGGGCAGCAGGAGAGAGGGCCAUCCGUUUCCGUUCUCACACUGCUUAACAGGGAAGCGAAUUCCCUUCUGGAAACCGAAGGAACAACGGAUUCAGCGGCCCCUUCAGCCCCUUGUGGUUUCCCGUUUGCUUGCGAAAAGCAUCACGGAGAGUCCGGGAGUCUAGAUAUCCCACCUCAUCAGAACACGUUUGAGUCGUUGGAUUUGCCAUCGGCGUUGAAGGGGCUGGUGGCGACGCUCUUGCAGCGACUGAAGAGCUUGUGUUCUUUAGCGAUAUCCGGGGUCGAUAAGAGCAGUGACAACCGCAGUGAAGGUGAAAUUGCUGUAGGCGAAUGCUGCGCUUGCCAGGUGGAGGCAAUGGUCGUCCGAAUGCUACGAAGUCGGUUCGGCUUCGUAGCUCCAUUAAGGGAUGUCAGCGCUGCUUUUUUUGCAUUCUUCCAGUCCCCCAAGCUCAAGCGUGACGUCGAGAGAUAUCAUAGCCCGAAGUAUCGGCUCCUUACCUGGCCGGGCUUGCAGCGAUAUGCCAAGAAUUUGUCGUUCGCGUUUGCGGAGAGAGACAGAAAGAAGUCGCAGGUUGUUAGGCCUUUUGCGGCAAUUCCUCCCUCCGUAUCUUCCGAUCUCAUCUGCAUGAGCUGGAGGUGGUUAGUGGACAUGCUUCGGGGGCAGUUGUCGCCAGAACGAGUCCGUCUUAACACUCGCGUCUCCUCUGUCUCUGUUUCGGAAGAAGACUCUCCGUUCCCUUGUCUUGUCCGAUGCCACUCCGACGACAACUCUAAUGAGGCGCAAGAGCUCCGUUCCCGGUUUGUUCUCGUAGCGUUGCCAGUAUCGUUGCUACAGCAACCUCCAGAAGAUGAGGGAGCGGCCGCCUGCGUAACGUUUCAGCCACCGCUCCCAGCCGAGAAGGUGGCGGCCCUGGCGGCUGUGGGCAUGGGAGUGCACAACAAGGUGGUACUACGGGUUGCGCCUUCCGACGUCUUCUGGUCAAGGUCGACCCCUUCAUUUUCUUCUCCAUAUUCGCGCUUCCAAUAUUUGAAUUUGCAUGCGUACGGGGAAAAGGGAUGCAUUCUGGCGCAUCUUUUUCCCCCAGCAUCCCUGGCCAUUGACUCCUUAACUGACGAAGAGAAACCUGGAGCUGACAUGGCAACUCACUGGCGCUGGUUGAGGGCACCGCAUCCUUUAGAAGCUCCUCGCGUAGCGUUCGCUGGAGAAUUUUGCUCUGAUUCUUAUAGCCAAUGUGUCGACGGAGCAUUCGACACUGGCAUGCGGGCAGCGCAAUCAGUUGUACAGUUUGGUCUGCGACUUCAUCCCUGUACAAAGGGCAGACAGGAGCAGAAGCAGCCACAGAAGGGAGAUGAGGUUUCCGCUGAGGCAGAACGCCUUCAGCAGCAACAUCGUAACCGCCGGCAGCAUCGUGCAACCAGAGAGUCGAGACGUGGAAGCAAGCAACAGCGCACCUCAAAGCGAUAUAAGAAGGAGACUCUUGAUGCAGCCGAGGCGAAGGCGAGAAUUGCAACUGCAAAGGCAGAACUCGAACAAGCAAAGACAAAGUAUUGCGGGGACGAUUGCUGCCCAAUGCUUGAGUGCCCGGACAUUUCCCAUGCGGGCUUUUACCUAACAGAUGGAAGUGACCUGACAGAUUGUGAUGAAGGUGUAAUGAAGAGUGAUGACCAAGAGGAUCUUGAAACGACUUACGGAAAGAACACGCGAAUGAUGCUUGAAAAGUUCCAGGCCCUCCUGCAGUUUAAUCGGAAGCAGCUGAGGUGUUCGCAGUCUAGAUGUUCCCCAGCGAAGUCUGGCCCAGCAAAUUUUGCUAGACCUGCUCAGGCGAGAGCGUAA